CUGGAUGGAUGACGAGCUGGUGUCCGCUCUGACUCCCAAGCUGAUCGGGGAGCGUCCAAACACCUACACCUACACCAAAGCCUUGGCUGAGUACAUGGUGCAACAGGAGGCUGGAGACCUCAAUGUAGCCAUCAUCAGACCAUCCAUAGUAGGAGCAAGCUGGAAAGAGCCCUUCCCAGGUUGGAUUGAUAACUUCAAUGGACCUAGUGGAAUAUUCAUUGCAGCUGGUAAGGGCAUCCUGCGUACAAUGAGAGCGUCUAAUGAUGCCGUGGCUGACUUGGUACCUGUGGACGUGGUCAUCAACGCAACACUGGCUGCCGCUUGGUACUCUGGAUCACAGACGCUCAACAGGCCUGGAAACAUCCUGGUUUACAACUGCACAACUGGUGGGAUCAACCCGUUUCACUGGGGGGAAGUCGAGUACUGUAUAAACAUGACCUUCAAGACCAAUCCCUUAGAGCAGGCCUUCAGAAGGCCCAAUGUCAAUCUGCGCUCCAACCCCUUUACUAAUCAGUACUGGACCACUGUCAGCCACACGCUGCCAGCCCUGCUCUAUGACAGCUAUCUCAUGCUGACACGCCGCAAGCCCCGGAUGAUGAAGACGAUUACUCGCCUCCACAAAGCCAUGAUGGUCCUGGAGUAUUUCACCAGUCACUCCUGGGUGUGGAACACCGACAAUGUCACCAUGCUGAUGGCCCAGAUGAGCCCCGAGGAUAAGAAGAUGUUUAAUUUUGAUGUGCGUCAGCUACACUGGGCAGAGUACAUGGAAAGUUACUGCAUGGGCACCAAAAAAUACGUCCUCAACGAAGAGCUGUCGGGCCUGCCUGCUGCACGCAAACACCUUAACAAGCUGAGGAACAUCCGCUACACCUUCAACACCAUCCUGGUGGUGUUCAUCUGGCGUGUCUUCAUCGCCCGGUCCCAGAUGGCCAGAAACAUCUGGUACUUCGUGGUGAGCCUCUGCUUCAAAUUCCUCUCCUACUUCAGAGCUUCCUCCACAAUGAGAUAAUGAGCCCGGGGCGGGGCCGCAGGGGGGCCAGGCGGAGGGGCAAAGAAAUGGAGGAACCGGCUGUGGAUGAUGAGAGAUGCCCAAACCCCUAAAAUGCUACCAUGCUGUCUGUCUGUGGCCCCAUGUUUGCCCUGAUUCUCAAGGAUCACAUGGAACCAUUAAACCCGUGAACACAGACAGAGCUACUGGAGGAGCCUGGAGUCCACAGCUGUCUAAAUAUUGCAUAUUUCAGAUCUGUCUAGCAUUUAAUAAAACACAAGGCAUGCAUUUAUCUUGCCCAGGCUAACAACCCUUGGACUAGCUAAAGAAGCAGGACCACACACACCCUCUAUUCUGUUUCCACUCAAUCCAGCCCCCCUUUGGUGCCAGAUUGACUCCUGCAGUCUUCAAGCUCCAGUGCACCCUAACCUGCUCUGUCAUCCGUCUGCUCGCCUGGCUGCCUGCCUGCAAAACAAAGCUAUGCAUUGGAUGAUGCUCUGCUGCAACAAUCCUCAGCUGGUUUUGAGUCAGUCCAGGCUUCUGUAUAUGUAAUCUUUCAUUGAAGAAUAACCACUCCAAGUGCUGUGUCAGUUAUAUUUCUCUGCUGUCACCUGAAAACAUAACUCACAAUUUUUUGUUUUCCUUUUUUUCUUCCUCCCAUGAGGUUUGUGUGGUUCUUGUCAGUGAGGCUUAAUAAAAUGUCCUAAAAAGCCAAAACAAAAAUGUCCAAUAAGCAGGGUUUCCUAGGGUUUUCAUCUGACGGCAGCAUUUGCUUGGCAAAGCAUAAGCUUCACUCAGCUUCUGGGGCAGUGGAGCUGGUUGUACACAUGUGGUUGUAAGCAGCUGAAGGAUGGUUCUGUAUGAGUCUGUGGAGUCUGUGAAGGCUUGUUCAGAGACAGGCUGGUCGAGGAAUCAUUGUUAAAAUUCUGUCUUUUCCUUGUAACCCCAAGACCAAAGCCAUUUCAACCAAUGUGACAGUUGCACUGACAGCUUGGUGUUAAGGGAAAGUUGACAUUGCAGGGGUUUUUGUGGCAGGGGUGGCUCGCUUCUACUGACCCAUGGCCAGCCAAGAGUGGCUGUGUUUCACGGUUUCUGCUUGUCAAAGGCACACAGUCAAUACCAACAAUGCAGUCCUGUGUGUCCCCAGUGAACGGCAGUGGCUAGUUCCCUAAUUAUGACCAAGCACAAUGUAGAUUGUAAUACGACAGCUUUGUCCAGUGCCUACAAACUGAUCAUUCUUGCAUCAGCAGAUCUUGCAAAUCAAGCUUCUUCUUCUACAGGUUCCUUUUCGUCAUAUGUGACAGUCUUAAAGCUAUUUUUGCCAAAAUACCUCUUAGCUAACAGACUCGUAGCUCAGUAGAGGAUGAGACAGAUGGAAUUGGAGGAGAAAUUUUGUCACUUAUGGCUUUUUCUCCAUUAUGCUUGAGAAUUUAAAUGCUCUCAGCACUGUUACACAUAUUGAGUCAUGGAUAUAUAAUGUAGGUGAUCAUUGGUCUUUGUUAGUACACUACUUUUCAGGUAGCUCUGACUGUAGCUCACCAUCUUUGUGAAAGCUUUGGUUUACUUGACUUCAGUCAUUUUCCUCUCAAGUACUUUUAUAGGUCAUAUUUGUCAUGUUACUUUAUUAUCUUAGAUGCUUCUGUAAAUACAUGUAUGCAGGACUCGUCAUGUGCUUGUGCUGUUUAUAACCUGCUGUUGGACCAUUCUGUUGCCUUCAUCAUGCGACAUAAGAAAUUUGCCUUUUCAGACCAGAAAUGUUGACUUGUCACAGAACUGGCCACAUAAUCUAAGGCUGCAUUUUUCCAGUUUCUCUAGAUUUUUUCAUAAGAAUUAACCCUCAUUGCCAUAUUAAGUCUUCAGUUAACAUACCUGAGGUUUACCUGUGCACUUGAUAUUUCGUCUGUUACCUGUUUCUUCAGCACACUAUAAUGUUUGAAGGUGUGUGUGUGUGUGUGUGUGUGUGUGUGUCCGUCCAUGUCUGUGUGUGUGUGUGCUGAUCUUUGGUUGUGCUUGCAUGUGUCCUCUGAGUGUCUUAGGCCAUAGCAACUUCAAACACCUACGUGUACGUCCUGUGAAUGUCCUGGAUUCAUUAAGGAAUGUGAUUUUGGUCUUUUUCACACUCCCAGCAUGAGCCAUUUUACAUAGGAUCAUGUGACCUGGUGGAAAGAUGCACCCUUUUGGAAAGAUGUGCAAGUGUGAAUCGUGCCUGAACUUUUUUUCAAUAUUCUAACAAUGUGAAAAGAGAGCAAUCAGAUCUACGUUUUCUAAUUAUAUUGUGUACAGCUUUAUUUAGGUAGACUUCAAAAUAUAACGGAACAGAUGUAUUUUUAUGCUAAUUACAUUGCGUGGCUAUUUUACUGACACAAGCUUACUGAACCAACUUAAAUACUUAAGUAUGUAAACAUAAGUGCAGUAUGUUCAGAGCAGAAUUAACUGUCAUAAGUUGCUUGUCAUUUGAAUUUACUGUAAAUGUACACAUACUUUCUCUCAUACUUUUUUUUGAAUGUAAUCUAAUAACGCAGCCUGACUUGUUUGCACAGCCAGAAUCUUCCUCUGACUCCUAAAACAAGAAAUAAACAAUACUAUAAUUGCCUGUAAUUGUCAUAUAAAGCAACUAUUUGUUUGUUGGAGUGCCGUGCGAUACAUUUUUGCUGUUGUAACUCCAUUUCCUUGUGACUGUGUGAUUGAGUAGGUCAGUUUUGUGAUGGUGAAUGGCUGUCAUGCUCUUGUUUAGUUGUUUGGGGGGCGGGGCAAUGGCGUGUCUAAUUCAGGGUUUUCUUCAGGCUUGCUCUUGUGGUUUGAGAAGUGAGAACAAUGAAUGGGUCCUUUUCAUGUCAGGAACUACUGAAUCAUAUCAAUGGUUUGUUCAUCUAACAGGGCAUUGUACACAAGUAACAUCAGCAUUAACUCCACUUACAGUUCCAUUGAUCCAUUAUUCAAAUCAAUCAAAGAUUUUGAUUGAUUUUGAAUAAUGGAUUGCAGCUUUUGUAACUCAUUUGGAUUUGGUGAUUAAACUGGUUCUGUAUAUAAUAAUGUAAUUCUGUAUUUGGUUUGUUUUUCCAUCAGGCUUUUCUAGGACUAAAUGCUCUUUCCUUAUGGUUAUUGGAAGAAUGGUUUUCCUGCUAAAACCUGUUGAUGCAAUGUUUUCAUGUAAAAAUGUUACCAGUCUUUUUUUUUGUUUUUGUUUUUUUUUCUCUCCUACGUGUGUCAGUUGAUGGCCUGUGUAUGGCCAUGAUUGUUUGCUCCUUUUUACACAGUCAACAUGGGUCCAUAUGCGUAGGCUGCACUAGAAUGCUUGUAUGUUUUCUUCUGAUUGCAUUCAGAUUGGUCAAUGUGUGUAAAUGUUCAUUUAAAAAGUGGUGUUUAUGUGGUUCUUGAGGCGACUCGUUUCAUCGCUGCUACUUUAAGCAGCGUGAUGGGCAUAGGUCAGUGUGUUCACUUUGGGAAAAGGAGUUCUUGCCACAGUCGAUGUGAAACUCCAAAAACAAUAAAUCGAUGGGUGCCUUUUGUUUGUAAACCAAAAAAAGGAAUAAACUGUUUAAUCCUC
Molecule: messenger RNA, 4535 nt
Organism: Morone saxatilis (striped sea-bass)
Lineage: Eukaryota; Metazoa; Chordata; Actinopteri; Moronidae
Gene: far1
Product: fatty acyl CoA reductase 1
Biological process (GO): long-chain fatty-acyl-CoA metabolic process
Cellular component (GO): peroxisome
Molecular function (GO): alcohol-forming very long-chain fatty acyl-CoA reductase (NADP+) activity
Source: RefSeq, a predicted model, not a curated record